Molecule: messenger RNA, 2750 nt
Organism: Osmia lignaria (orchard mason bee)
Lineage: Eukaryota; Metazoa; Arthropoda; Insecta; Hymenoptera; Megachilidae
Source: RefSeq, a predicted model, not a curated record
UGUCGCCAUGUGACCAAUGUGGUCCCCAUCGCUAACAACAACAACAACAACAACGCUACCAGUACCAACAACAACAUGAAACUGGUGAAAAGCUCUAAGAACAACAAUUUGAUACCAAAGAGCGGCAUGAACAAUUACCAAAUGACCAAAUCCAUCAGUUCAACGUUGACGAAGGAGAACACCAAGGCCUUGGCACGUCUGGACGAAAACAGACCCCUGAAGAACCUUCAAAGCACCAACUUAGCCAGGUCCUUGAAGAACCAACCGCUGCCUUUGACCCCGGCGAAGAAGAGGUCCUCGCUGGCUCGUCCGGUACGCGUUUACGACUCGUUCUCGCAGCCUAGGAAAUUGAUGUCCACCAACUACGCCUUCCAGAACCUGCAGAAAACCACCAGCGAGUCCACGUACGAGGAGGACGAGCACGAGGAGACUGGCUGGCCUAUCCGGCUGAGGCUGGAGCAGAUGCUCGAGCUUACUCUGCCGCAGACCAAAAGGAAGAGGAAGAAGAAGACGUCGAUGAUGCUGAUGAAGCAGCAACAGUCCAACAAACACGCGUGCAAAGACACGGAGAGGCUGUUGCGCGUCCUUAGCGUGAACAAUGUGGACCAAGAUAAUAGGUACAACGUCACACGGUGUUCCGUUAUGUAGAGACUCGUAUAGACCAGCUGGAGAGACUGGUGCUCGUUGGAGGUGGGUUAAGCAGCUGGCCUGAGAUGCUGAAGUGAGCGAAUGGAAGCUUCGAAUCGCUUUAAACAUUAUUCUAAGCAUUUGGAUAGCUUUUGCUGUUGACCAGCUAGAUUCUGGAGAGCCUUAACGAAGGAACCAACAGCCUUUCGAGUGGGCCCUACUUGGAAGUUGGGUCUCCGAAGGUCAACGAGGAAAUGAAUCCCCGUUAGUCGAAUUUUAUCAGGAACGAUGGUACAAUAGUGUCUGGGCAGAGUAUUAAUUGGGCAGCAUCGAUUUGGGUAUGGAUUUAUAGGUUAACUUAACCUAACCUAAUGGUAUCAAAUAUGGCGGGAUAUGGAGGAUCAAUGGAGUCUAUGGAGGUAGUCAUUUGGACAGUAAUGGUUUCAACAUGAAGUUGCAUUAAGGUUCCCUUAACAAAUGAUUAAGAUCUGAAUGAUUUUUCUAUAAAUACGAGAGGAUUGAAUGAUCGCAAUUUCCAAAAUUGGAAAUUCUUAAACGAACAACAAAAGAAAUAUCAAAAUCAUUCGAAAUCUUUUAUUUUUAUCGACCAAAACGAUGAGAACGAUAAUGCGCGCUAUUUCUACCUAUAAAUCCUGAAACCCACCCUUCGAGCACCGCUUUGAAGUCGAGUUCGAUCCUCGAUUUCGAAGGAUUUCCAUUUGGAAGCCGCACAAACGCGCGUUUCCCAUAAGAAAGUUCUUCGUUCAGUGUGACUCGAGUGUUAGUACUUUUCAAUCGCUUGUUGGGUUUGAUAAAAUCGUCCUCUCGGUGUCGAGAGAUCGGUGUUUAUAUGGUUUUUAAAAUAGAAGCAGUUUAAGGGAAUAAUCGAGAUCAAGAAUCAGCAUCGUCAUCCAAUGAUAUCCGAAAAUAUUGAAAGAUAUUUUAAUCUAUCCAGCAAAUAUCUCCUGAACCGUAUUAAUUUUUUGAAAAAUGAAUAGUUUAGAAAAUAAUUGCUUGGAUAAAUUAAUACAGUCAUUUAUUUGUGCAUUUAUUUGUUGUCGUUGUUUCUUUGCUAACUUAUUUGUUAAAUAUUUACAGAUUUUACUAUUAAUUAUUUAUUCGGAUAUCAUUCAGAAUCGAUGAGAAAAAAAAACAUAGAACCGAUAGAGGUACUCUUUCGUUAACUGAUCGUGAAAUAUUACGAAUUGUCAUCCCCCCAUUUUGCAGGGUACAUUAAAACUCCUUUUUCAUAAUUAUCAAAAUGAAAAACAGCGUUCUUGAAAAAUUUAUUUUCAUUCAGUAUUCUUUGAAGUAUGAAAGGUCGAAUUAAAAAUCGUAACUGGAGGAUAUAAAGGCUACAAUUGCAUAUUGCAUUCCGUCCCCGGAAGUUCAACUUAUGAAACUCGUGUGUACUUCAUUUAUUCUCUUAUCGCAUAAACACCAUCAAAUUUUAUCUUUCUUUUGUUUAAGCCAAGAAGGUUUGUUCACAGCGUUGCUGAAAAUUGUUGAUUACUGUUUCGUUGGAAAAUGAAAUAGGAAUGAAAAUGAUAAAAAUAUGUUAAAGAAUUAGAGGAAAUUGUACGAAUAAAUGUUAUCGACUGUUGGAAAUGAAAUUGUUGUAAGUGGUAACAAAUAUAUUUAUUGAAUACCGAAGGGUUCAAUAGACUAUUGAUAAAAUUAAGUCGAACGAAACAUACUUUUCCUACAAUCUCGUUUGUUGUUUCUUACAACAAUUCAACUUUUCCAGAAUGAUUCUAUUAAAUAACGCGAUAUUUUAUCUGAAUGUUGACCAAUCGUGAGAUUUGCAUUUACCUGGUAUGCAUUUACGAGUACUGGACAUCUUUGAAGGUAUGUAAUAUGAUUUCUUUUAAAUAAAACCACCCAAGACAAUGAAAGUACGAUUAAAAAAUCAAUUGAAUCACAUUUCUGUAAAAAUCAGUUGAUUUGUUCUCAGCAUGAAUUAAUUACAAAUUUCAUAAAAAUACACAAGUUCUAAAUUUUGUCGUUCAAACUUAUUGCAUGCCUUCAAAAAUGCUGUACACCUGCAUCCUGAGAAGUAUAUAAAUGUUGGAGAUCUUCAUUCCAGUGUCUUAAAAAGAGAAAUAACAAGUGAUGUACAAAAA